UUGAUUAAUUAGCCAGUUGGGUGUCCAAAAUCAUAUCGAAAUUUAGCUUAAUUGACACGAGAGAGAUCAGAGACAGGCAUGCAGAUCAUGGCAGUAAACACAAGCUUGGAACCAACAAAUUGCUUCCUGCUGCUGUCCAAGAACAAGGAUCAAACUGAGCUGCGGCGAUCGUACUCGGAAUACUCGAACACCACCAGAGCGGCGGAUCAUCUCGUCGCCGGCGCCGGAGUAGUGGCAGUGGCUUCCUCCGGCGGUGCCUCCGGCGGCGGCGGCGGCGGCAGCGGCUCGGACGUGGAGACGACGGUGCGGUGCGCGUGCUGCAGCGUGACGGAGGAGUGCACGGCGGCCUACAUCCGCCACAUCCGGGCGGCGCACUACGGAGACUGGGUGUGCGGCCUCUGCGCGGAGGCCGUGCGCGAGCGGAUGCGCGGCGGCGGCGGCGGCGGCGGCGUGGAGGCGGCGCUGCGGUGGCACAUGGAGGUGUGCAGGGACUUCAACUCGACGACGAGGCUGAACCCGAAGCUGUCCCUCGCCGGCUCCAUGAGGGACAUCGCCAGGAGGAGCUUCAACCGGCGGACGACGGCGUCGACGUCGGCGGCGGCGACGUGCCACGACCAGCUCCGGGCGGCGAAGACGAUGGCGAGGACACUCAGCUGCCAGCAAAGGUUCUUAGCGUGAUUGUCAUUUUAUACCCACGGCGCCAUGAGUAUUAAUUUGUACUCCCUCCGUCCCUAAAUAUUUGACGCCGUUGAUUUUUUUAAACAUAUUUGACUGUUCGUCUUAUUCAGUAAUUAUUUAUCAUUUUCUUAUCAUUUGAUUCAUUGUUAAAUAUACUUUUACGUUAAUAUAUAGUUUUACAUAUUUCACAUAAAUUUUUCAAUAAGACGAAUGGUCAAACGUGUUUAAAAAAAUCAACAGCGUCAAACAUUCAGAAAAAAGGGAAUAGUAUCUUCCCGUACUGUACAUUUUGUAAUGUUUAGAUAGGUCGUAUAUUAUGCAUAUGCUUGAUAUAGUUUACUUAAUCUGUGCAACCUAGUAUAGAACAUAGUAUAGAAUAAGACACUUUCUAGUACUAUAUAUCCACAUGUUUGUAGUACCAGGAAUAUCUUAUGGUGUAUUAUUUCAUUUCAUUCCUCUUUCAGAUAUUUACAGGUCAUUUAAUUAGCUUCUGUAGUAGAGUACAUAUGUAAUGAUGAUAGGUGCAUGAUGUUUUGUAAAUAAGUGUUUCUGAAUCUGUACUCAACUCUUGCCUAUGUCUAUCUAAUAA
Oryza sativa Japonica Group (Japanese rice) is the source of this 1267-nucleotide messenger RNA. RefSeq lists its product as uncharacterized. Lineage: Eukaryota; Viridiplantae; Streptophyta; Magnoliopsida; Poales; Poaceae. The record is from RefSeq and is a predicted model, not a curated record.